CUCCCUUCCCAAAUUUCUUCUGUCUCGUGCUCAGACUCACAGAGAGAGAGAGAGAGAGAGCCGCCAACCAUGUGUGGAAUACUAGCGGUCUUUGGCUGCACCGACAACUCUCAGGCGAAGCGCUCCCGGAUCAUUGAACUGUCUCGGAGGUUGCGUCAUAGAGGUCCUGAUUGGAGUGGCUUGCACUGUCAUGAGGAUUGUUAUCUGGCUCAUCAACGAUUAGCUAUUGUGGAUCCUACUUCAGGAGAUCAGCCACUUUACAACGAAGACAAGACAGUAAUUGUCACGGUUAAUGGUGAGAUAUAUAACCACAAACAAUUAAGAGAGAAGCUGAAGUCUCAUCAAUUCCGAACUGGAAGUGACUGUGAAGUGAUUGCCCAUCUUUAUGAAGAGUAUGGGGAAAGUUUUGUGGAUAUGUUGGAUGGCAUGUUCUCUUUUGUUCUUCUUGACACCCGGGACAAAAGUUUUAUUGCAGCGCGUGAUGCUAUUGGCAUUACCCCACUUUACAUCGGCUGGGGUCUUGAUGGUUCAGUAUGGUUUGCUUCAGAAAUGAAGGCAUUGAGCGAUGAUUGUGAAAGAUUUAUGUCUUUUCUUCCUGGGCAUAUAUAUUCUAGCAAACAGGGAGGGCUUAGAAGAUGGUAUAACCCACCAUGGUAUUCAGAGAGCAUACCAUCAACUAGAUAUGAUCCCAUACUUCUACGUGAGAGCUUUGAGAAGGCUGUGGUUAAGAGACUUAUGACUGAUGUACCAUUUGGUGUACUUUUAUCUGGAGGACUGGACUCCUCUCUUGUUGCUGCUGUGGCUGGCCGCUAUAUGGCAGAAUCAGAAGCUGCUUGUCAGUGGGGAUCACAAUUGCACACGUUUUGUGUUGGUUUGAAGGGUUCUCCAGAUCUGAAAGCUGCCAGGGAGGUGGCAGAUUAUCUUGGAACUCGUCAUCAUGAGUUUCACUUCACUGUUCAGGAAGGCAUAGAUGCACUUGAGGAAGUCAUUUACCAUAUUGAAACAUAUGAUGUGACCACUGUCAGAGCCAGCACACCAAUGUUUCUUAUGUCUCGGAAAAUUAAAUCUUUGGGAGUGAAAAUGGUUCUUUCUGGAGAAGGAUCAGAUGAAAUUUUUGGAGGUUACUUGUACUUCCACAAGGCACCUAACAAGGAGGAGUUUCACCAAGAAACAUGUCAAAAAAUUAAAGCUCUUCAUCUGUAUGACUGCCUGAGGGCCAAUAAAUCAACUUCAGCAUGGGGUGUUGAGGCUCGUGUACCCUUCUUAGAUAAAGAAUUCAUCAAUGUGGCAAUGAACAUUGAUCCUGAGUGGAAAAUGGUCAGGCCUGAUCUUGGAAGAAUAGAGAAGUGGAUCCUACGCAAUGCAUUUGAUGAUGAACAGAACCCAUAUUUGCCAAAGCACAUAUUGUACAGACAAAAGGAGCAGUUCAGUGAUGGCGUUGGGUACAGUUGGAUUGAUGGCUUGAAGGAUCAUGCAAACGAUCAAGUAACAGAUGCAAUGUUGACGCAUGCAAGUUUUAUUUACCCUGAAAAUACACCUACGACAAAGGAAGCAUAUUACUACCGAGCUAUCUUUGAGAAGUUCUUUCCUAAGAAUGCUGCUAGAUCAACAGUUCCCGGAGGUCCAAGUGUGGCUUGCAGCACUGCAAAAGCUGUGGAAUGGGAUGCCUCGUGGUCAAAAAACCCUGACCCCUCUGGUCGUGCAGCACUUGGUGUUCAUGCAGCUGCAUACGAGGAAGGAGUGGAUGCCAAGAAUGCCAAUACGAUGAAUGGUUCCCCACAAAAAUUUCAGGGGUCUGUAGAGAAAACUACAGCAGUUGUUUGAAGUAGGACAUCCUCGCAUCUUAAAUUUGUCACAUAACCACCAGAAGAAAUUUGUUCCUGAUGAAAAAGGUACCCCAAUUUCUUGGUUCCUCCUUUGUUCUUUCAAAUAUGCGACAAAACUAACCCUUUUUUGGGAUUGUACUAACGGAGCGUUUUGCAUGUUUAUAAGACUAUAUGGUUCGAUAAGAUAUUUUCUGGUAUUGUGACAGACACAGGCUUGUGGCCCUUGGUUGAUAUCAAUCCAGCUCUUAACGAACUGUUUAUGUAUUUUGUGAAGUUGAUUUCACUGCUGUGUAUUUCCUAGCUUCUUGUGUAGAUUACUCUGAAGCGUAAAGAAUUUCUUGUAGUACCUUUGAAAUCUUGAAUGGUCUAGAGAAUGCUUGAUUCGAGGAACAGACUAGGGGAUAAUUAUUCCAUAA
Juglans regia (Persian walnut) is the source of this 2242-nucleotide messenger RNA. Its product is annotated as asparagine synthetase [glutamine-hydrolyzing] 3. The coding region runs from base 70 to 1824 and encodes 584 amino acids. The record is from RefSeq and is a predicted model, not a curated record. Gene Ontology annotation, molecular function: asparagine synthase (glutamine-hydrolyzing) activity. The transcript has 14 exons. Gene Ontology annotation, cellular component: cytosol. Lineage: Eukaryota; Viridiplantae; Streptophyta; Magnoliopsida; Fagales; Juglandaceae.